AUGGCGAUGGUAGUACAUGGAGGCGUAAACCCGCAGGAACUAGACCCCAGAGUCAUGGAAAAGCCAGGGGCAGGAACCGUGGAGGAGGUAGAGGAAAUCGCGGUGAUGGAAGAGCCGUUGCGAAAGUUGAAGGUGGGAAUAAACCUUCAGGACGACACGAAGGAGAAGUUGGUGAGGUUUUUGAAAGAAAAUCUAGAUGAACACUUAGGGAAGCCACCCUUGCUGGCUAAACCUAAAAAGGGUGAAAGACUAUACUUGUACUUAGCAGUAUCCGAGCAUGCCAUAAGCAUUGCCCUGGUUAGGGGAGAGAAGAGGCAUCAUCAACCCGUGUACUAUGUCAGCAAAUGGUUGGUAGAUGUAGAGAACCGAUACUCGGAGAUAGAGAAGUUAGCAUACGCAUUAGUAGUGGCCUCAAGGAAGUUAAGGCCCUACUUCCAUGCCCAUGCGAUCGAGGUACUCACUGAUAGUCCUUUAAGACAGGUCUUGCAUAAACCUGACACCUUGGGGAGAAUGAUUAAAUGGUUGAUUGAGUUGAGUCAAUUUGACAUCACUUAUACCCCAACGAUCGCCAUCAAUGGGCAAGUGCUUGCGGACUUCAUAGUGGAGUUCACCUAUCGACCGAACGAAGGAGGAGAUGAAGGAGAUGGACAUCCGGUUGGAGAAGGAGAGCAAAGGAAUUUUGAGGAAUGGAGCCUGCAUGUGGAUGGAGCAUCCAACAAAGGGGGAGAUGGAGCAGGUAUCAUGAUGAAUGGACCCGGGGGACACAAGAUGUACUGUGCGAUACGGUUUAGGUUCGAAGCCUCGAACAACGAGGCAGAAUACAAAGUGCUCCUAGCUGGGUUGCGAUUGGCCCAGGGGCUAAAGGUAACACAUUUACACAUUUUUAGUGACUCACAGUUGGUGGUGUUCCAAGUGAAGGGCGAGUAUCAAGCGAGGGGUCCUAAGAUGGCCACAUACUUGGAAAGGGUAAGAGGUUGUCUGGGGCAGUUGGUGGGGUAUAGCAUAGAGGAAAUCCCAAGAGAGAGGAAUACCCAUGCUGAUGCCCUCGCAAAGCUGGCUUCUACAAAGGAUGGAAAUAUCCUUGAGUCAGUGCUUGUGGAAUACUUAUCGAGGCCAAGCAUCAUUGAUUCAGAUGUUCUUAUGAUCAGCAUCCUAAAGGAGUCGUGGGUUGACCCAAUUGUAAGCUACCUGAAGGAUGGAGCCUUACCAACAGACAAGAGGGAGGCUCAGAGGCUGGUGUAUAAGGCUGCCUGA
This is a messenger RNA of Humulus lupulus (European hop), 1254 nucleotides long. RefSeq lists its product as uncharacterized. The coding region runs from base 1 to 1254 and encodes 417 amino acids. NCBI's taxonomy places the organism in Eukaryota, Viridiplantae, Streptophyta, Magnoliopsida, Rosales, Cannabaceae. Gene Ontology annotation, molecular function: RNA-DNA hybrid ribonuclease activity; nucleic acid binding. The record is from RefSeq and is a predicted model, not a curated record. The transcript is spliced from 2 exons.